AUGGAUGUCAACAGUUUCUAUGGUAAAAGAAUGCGCACUCUUCAGGCCCUUGUACCAGAAAACCCCCAAGAAUCUGAUGCUGAUUUCAGUGAUGUUGAUGACCCAAUAGAGGAUCCUGAUUAUCACCCCAUCCGAGAUGAGGCAGCUGGUGACAGUUCUUUUGAGUCCCUGGAUGAAGAUGAUGCCCCCUCAAAAAGCACAUCCUCUACAGAGCUUCCAUGUAAGAAAAGAAGAAAAGGAAAACACACUCUAAAAACAGUUUCCUUGCAGGAGCCAGAGGAUACUCUCAGUUCCCCCUCAAGUCCCCCCUCGGGCCCACACAAUGGCACAAGAAAAAUCUGGAAGCAUGAAGACAUUGAGGAAUUCCAGGUCACAGAAUCAAGAUUUGAACCUCCUGUGGUUGUACAGUCACCCUUCCAAUACUUUAAAAUGCUCUUCACUGAUGAGAUGAUUCAGCAUGUUGCUCAUCAAACCAACCUGUACUCUGCCCAGGAGCUGGGGGAUCCAAUCAAGACCAGUCCAGAAGAGAUUGAGGACUUUCUUGCCAUGCUACUCUUUAUGGGUGUUUUCAAUUUUCCAUCACUGGAGGAUUACUGGCACCAUGAGUCUCGCUUCAGUGUGAUAGCUGAUAUCAUGCCAAGGAAGAGAUUCCAGCUGUUACGCCGUUAUAUUCAUUUCAAUGACAAUCAGCAGUGCAGUGAAAAUCCAGAUCGAUUUUAUAAAAUUCGUCCACUCUUUGAGAUGCUUCGCAAGCAGUGUCUCCUGAUACCAUCCACUUACAAGCACAGUGUGGAUGAGGUCAUGAUAGGAUAUAAAGAUAAGUGGGGCUUUAAAGUCUUCUACAGAGCCAGUUCAUCUGGCAUCAUCCAUGACCUGCUGCUGUAUCAAGGGGCAUCCACAUUCUUCAAUGUCGCCCUCAGUGAGGAGGAGCAGAUGCUACCCUUAGGAGCCAAAGUGGUGACAACACUAUGCAAAACUAUACAACAGCCACGUCUUUCUGUUGUCUUCUUUGACAACUUUUUUACAAGCUUUAAAUUGGUCCAGACCCUGCAAACCUCCUUGGGUGUCAAGUGCAUUGGCACCGUCCGACCAAACCGCACUGGUGGAGCUCCUCUGAUGACAGAUAAAGAGCUGAUUAAGAGAGGGCGUGGGUCUUAUGACUACAGGUCUGCUGAAGGGGUGAUUGCAGUAAAAUGGUGUGACAACAAAUGCGUCAACCUUUUGAGCAAUGCCAGUGGGAUCAUGCCUCUUUCGACUGUCAAACGGUGGUGCAAAGAGUCCAAGCAGAAGAUCACUGUCCCGUGUCCAUCACUCAUUCCUGCUUACAAUCAGCAUAUGGGUGGGAUUGAUCUUUCUGACAUGCUGGUACACUUGUACAAGACCCCAGCCAAGUCAAGGAGAUGGUACAUUCCCCUCUUUGGAUACAUCCUUGAUCUGUCCAUUGCAAACUCCUGGCUAGUGUACAAGAGGGACUGUGGCCUACUUAAUGAGAAAGCAAUGCCUCUCAAACGGUUCCGCCUGGCAGUUGCUCAUAGCUUGAGCCAGGUGAAAAAGCCUGCAUCCAAAGUUGGUCGACCAUUCUCCAGCUCUCCACCACCACCAAAGAAACACUACACCCCAAGAGCCUCUCUCCCAAAACCACAACCAGAUGUGCGAUAUGACAGCUUGGGACAUUGGCCACUACACUGUGACAAGAGGGGGCGGUGCAACUACUGUCCGAGGGGUGUGUCAAGAUGGAAAUGCCAAAAAUGCAAUGUUUUCCUGUGCUUGAACGCAAACCAAGACUGCUUUGCAGCCUUCCACCAGAAAUAA
Molecule: messenger RNA, 1812 nt
Organism: Labeo rohita (rohu)
Lineage: Eukaryota; Metazoa; Chordata; Actinopteri; Cypriniformes; Cyprinidae
Product: piggyBac transposable element-derived protein 2
Exons: 2
Coding region: 1-1812 (603 amino acids)
Source: RefSeq, a predicted model, not a curated record